This is a messenger RNA of Diabrotica virgifera virgifera (western corn rootworm), 10286 nucleotides long. Its product is annotated as leucine-rich repeat-containing protein 40-like. Lineage: Eukaryota; Metazoa; Arthropoda; Insecta; Coleoptera; Chrysomelidae. The coding region runs from base 93 to 1838 and encodes 581 amino acids. The record is from RefSeq and is a predicted model, not a curated record. The transcript has 11 exons. Gene Ontology annotation, molecular function: protein binding.
GCAACGGAUUAACCUUGACAAAUCGAUUGAAACAAUUAUUCAAAUAAAUAGAGUUUUCCGUAAUAAUUUAAUUUACUCUGUAAAUACAAGUCAUGGAGAAACAAAACAAAGUUAAAUCAAGAAGAAAGUGUGUGAAUCCAGUGUUUCAUUUACAAACAAAAGAUGAAAAUGAUCAACACAUGACCAAAGAUGUAAUAAAAAAAGUUCGAACUACUGGCCAGUUGAAUUUGUCCUCAAGGCAUCUUUCUGAAGUGCCAGAAAAAUUAUUUUCAAUAUAUGAACUAACAAAUGAGAAUGAAAUAAAUAUAGAUUUAAGCAGACCAGUUAAAGAAGAGGAAGCUUGGUGGAAUAUUAAAACCCUAACGCAUCUAGAUCUUAGCUCUAAUGUUUUAACAAAUUUGCCAAAGCAGAUCGGCAUGUUCCAGGAUUUAGUGGUGUUAAAUUUACAUGAUAAUCUAUUAACAUCCCUGCCGGAGGAAAUCAGUAGCUUGACAAAAUUAACAAAGUUAUCCCUAAACCAUAACAAGAUUACUAAUUUACCUCAAGGUUUCUUUAACUUGACAGAACUUAAACAACUUUUUAUUAGUCAUAACUGUUUAGAUUCUGUCUCCAAAGAUAUUUCGGAUCUGGUUAUGUUGGAAAAGCUGGAUUUGUCAAACAAUGUGAUAUUAAACUUACCUUCAGGAAUAGGUUUUUUGGUAAGACUUACAGAAUUAAAUGUUUCGAAUAACAAGCUUGCCAAACUACCACCGGAUAUUGUUAAUUUAAGAGCAUUAUUAAAGAUGGAUAUUAGUCACAACAGUAUUACACAACUGCCAGAUAUGGGAGAACUGAGAAAAUUACAAAUCUUAUAUGCUCAACACAAUGAUAUUCGAGAAAUUCCAGGAUUUUUCGGAUGUGAACAAGUACAUGAAAUUUAUUUUGGCAAUAACUUUAUAGAAGAAAUACCCCUUGAAUUUUGUGAAAAUAUGAAUCAUCUGAAAAUACUAGAAUUAAGAGAUAAUCAGAUUAAAGCUGUGCCUUCAGAAAUUACAAAGUUAGCUCAUUUAACUAAAUUUGACCUGACCAAUAAUGACAUUGAGGAGUUACCAAAUGCAAUGGGGCUCAUGCCACAUCUUCAGUCGUUCAAGAUUGAAGGCAACAAAUUAAAACAAAUAAGGCCGGAUAUCAUCCAUACCGGUACUAACAGAAUUCUUCGACAUUUGAGAGAGAAAAUCAGCGACGAGGAGUUACAGAUAUUAUCCGUUCCAUCAGAUGUAUCGUACGAUUGUAAAAUAUAUCCUGACCGGUAUACUAUGAGAAAUGGAAACAUUUUAAAUUUGGCAUUGAAGAAUAUUUCUGAUGUUCCUGAAGAAUGUUUUAUGGAAGCGAAAGAAGCCAAUGUCAGUAACGUCGAUUUGUGUAAAAACAAAUUUGUAGACAUUCCACACGGGUUAAAACUACUAUCAAACACUUUAACAGAACUCAACAUGUCCUGUAAUCGGAUAAGCAACGUACCUGAAUUCCUUAUGGAUCUUACCAAAUUGAAAUUCUGCGAUUUGAGCAAAAAUCAAUUGGAGGAUUUGCCAGAUUCUUUGUCUAGUCUUGUAUAUAUAAGAGAAUUAAUUUUAAGUAACAAUAGGUUUAAGAAAAUACCAAAUUGUAUUUUUCAAAUGGUGGGUAUUGAAAUACUUCUUAUGAAUGAUAACAAUAUUGAGGAAAUUCCGAUUGAUAACUUAAAAAUGUUAACGAGGAUUGCCACUCUGGACCUAAGUAACAACAGUAUUAAUUACGUUCCUCCUGAGCUGGGAAAUAUUAAACAAUUAAGAUGGAUAUCUUCAGCAUUAAUUAUCAUCUAAUACAGUGGUUCUCAACCUGGGGGCGUGAGAGAAUUUCAGGGGAGGCGUGAGGGUACAAAGAAAAAAAAUAAAAAUUAAAAAAUACAUAUUUUGUUAUAUGUGUAAAAAAUAUAUAUUUUGUUAAAAAACAAAAUAUUUUGUAUUUCGUAUUUUUAUUUUGUUUAGAAAUAUUUCUUUAUUUAAACGUGAUUAAAAUCGUUUUACUCAAACACACAACCUAGUUAAACACGACAGUCUUGUGUAUGGCAACAUCGUAGGAGCGCAAAGUAUAUUUACCAACACUGUAUUGCAAGCACUCCUGGCUCCAGUUCAGUGACUCCGUCUCACGCGUCAGUCUCAAUCGACAGCGUCUGUGUGCUGUUUGUAGCAAUCAGUGUAAUCGUUAUUUAAUAACAGAGUGAUUGUUUGUGAAAUAUUUAAUAGUGUUGUGUAACAGCUUUGAAAAUGGCUAAGUCACUUCCAAAGAAAAGAUUGUAUUCAGACGAUUAUAUCAAGUACAGUGGCGACGCGUGACUUUUUCUGAAGUGUUACCAAAACCAGAUGCAAAACAUCUUAUUUAAAAAAAUGAAGAUAUGGCUAAAUGUAUAUAUACACUCACCGGCACAAAAUUCCGCCACCCAAAAUUUUUGAUUAAGUUUGACAAUCUAUAACUGUAUUAUUUGUACUUCGAUUCUCAAGAUUCUUGCACGAGUUUGUAGGUACAUGUAUUGAUGUCAAUUGCUAUUAUUCCGGUAACAAAAAUUUUUUGCUUAGAUGGCAUUAUACGGGAGUGAAUGUAAGCGUUGUUUUUUCUCCUAACUUUAAAAAAUUCUGUGGAAAAAUUGGAGGGCUGAUUUUGUUUCAUACCCUUUUUGUAUUAUCCUGGAGGUAUCACUAAGGUCUUGUUUUUUGAAUUAUCUGAAUAUCUCUUUUCUUGUAAGAGCUGUAAUUAAAAACACUGCUUUGAAGGUUUAUUUAAUUAAAAAUAUCAAACGCACUAAAAUUAACAAAACAAAACAAAUUUAACAAGAAAACAAAACAAUUCAAUAGCGGUUAUGUCCACCUCUUGCAGCAACGACUGCUUGCAAUCUGUUUAGCAUCUAAUAAAGAUGUGUUUUCCUUGCUUGGGGAAUAGCCCGAUAUUCCUCUACAAGGGCCAUAAAUGUACCAACUUUUCUGGAGGCCUAGGAUGACGGCAGAUAGCUUUUUUUAUUCAUUCCAUAAAUGCUCAAUAUGAUUGAGAUCUGGGCUGCAUGCGGGCCAUUCUAAUCUUAUCAAUCCAACCUCAAUUGUAUGAGUCAAUCAGUGUUUUUAUUUACAAAAAAUGGUACAGCUCUUACAAGAAAAAAGAUAUUCGGAUAAUUCAAAAAACAAAAUGUUGGUGAUGUCUCCGGGAAAAUAUGACAGGACUAUGAAACAAAAUCAGCUAUUCCAUUUUUCCACAGAAUUUUUUAAAAUUAGGAGAAAAUACAACGCUUCCUUUCACCCCUGUACAAUGACAUGCAAGCAAAAAUUUUUGUUACCGGUAUAAUACCAAACAAUAUGAAUACAUGUACCUACAAACUGGUGCAAGAAUCUUGAAAAUCGGAGCACAAAUAAUAAAGUUAUAAAUUGUCAAACUUAAUAAAAAAUUUUGGGUGGCGGAAUUUUGUGCCGGUGAGUGUAGCUUCAAUAAUAUCAUUUUGUAUAUGACUUGAAACUCUCGAAAAAAACAGAUGUUGACAAAAUUUUUGAUCUUUUUUGGCAAUUAAUGUUAGCAAUUCCCCGUAAUUGCAUCGAUUGUCAGAGUCGUCGCACUCAAAAUGAUCACGAAACGCUAGUUCUUGUUUGGCCCAAAAACAUACAGUAUCUCUUAUAAGUGUGCUAAGGAUAUACCAUAUACCUAUCUGUUUUUGAACAAAUUCAUUAUGUUUAGCAAUAUUUGCUUUAAAAGCUUGGUUAAGAGAACUUCUGAUUUUUGUUUUGCCAAACUGAAUCAAAUUGGGUAUACAUCUUACAUGUAGGUAACGGAGAAAUUUCAUGUCUCCUUUUUAAAAAUCUAACACCAUUUAAAUCGUGAACCUGGUCCACCCAUUUUUCUGUAGAAACCAGAAGACAUGCCCAACAAUACAGUAUAUUUUUCUUGCAACGAUAAUAUAACCAAGGAUUUUCACUGUACCAACUAAAUUUAAAAUAUCGAACUACUUUUGUUGAUUCCUUUUUUAAAUUGUUUAAAAUAGGUCUUGCAUUUUUAAGAAUCUCAUUUUUAUCUUCAAAAUUAUACAAGGAGAAUUACUUUUCGAGUAGUUGAUCGAUUAAGAAGCGACACUCAUCUAUGGUUAACUGCACGCACACUUUUUAUAGGUACUGUCACCAAUUUUAAAUUUGGUAACAGCCCUACUGAUACACAGCGCGCUUAUGCCGUCGCUUCUUCAAAAUUUUCAGUCACUACCCGGUCCCGAGCGCCAGCGUGCGUAUAUAACCAUUGUCACCAGAAAUGAGUCUGGUAACAGAGUAUAAUAAAGUGCAACGGAGUCACAUAAACUCGCCAAUAUUUUCGUGUCUACGAGUAGUUGGCUAUUUAGUGAGAUAUUUACUGAGUAAGGUACUAUUACCACAUAAUAUAAUAAUAUAUUUCUAUUGGUAAAAAUAUUGGUAAAUAGAAUUAUUCAUCGUCAUAAAAUAUUUAUUUGCAAGAUUUUUAACUGUUACCAAUGGUAACAGUGGUUACAUGGACGCUUCGCCAGUGAUCAAGUAUGGUUUUACCUUUAUGGAGAAAAACGGCAGUCAUUUACCUCAAUGUGUCAACUGCCAUGCUGUUCUUAGUAAUGAUGCAAUGCGCCCCGGACGUUUGGAACGGCAUCUAAUUACAAACCAUUCUUCUUUGAAAGAUAAAGGCCCACAAUUUUUUAUUGCCAAAAAAGCAGCCUAAAACGUAUGAAACUUGACUCUACUGCAAAUUUUCGUGUUGAAAAUGAGAAAGCUGUGGAAGCAUCAUACAAAAUAGCACUUUUGAUAGUUAAAGACAAGAAACCACAUACUAUUGGUGAGUCACUAAUUAAACCUUGUUUACUUACGGCUUGUAGUACCGUACUUAGUGAAGACAGUUGUAAGAAAGCAGAAAAAAUUUCUCUCUCAAACGACAUAGUAAAACGUAGAAUUGAUGACAUGGCUCUGGAUGUGAAAAAUCAACUAUUGCAAAAAUUAAAAGGUUCGCCGUUUUUUUCUUUGCAGUGUGACGAAACAACUGAUAUUUCAAAGCAUGCACAGUUAUUGUUUUAAUGUCGAUUGAUUAACAGAAAACGGGUGCCUGGAGGAAAUAUUGUUUUCAACAUCUCUUGAAACAACAACUAAAGCCAUUGACAUAUUUUCUGCUCUUGAAGAUUUUUUAGUAAUCAAUGAACUUCCAUGGGAGAAAGUAAUUGGUAUAUGUACUGAUAGGGCCCAAGCCAUGACAGGAUGUCGAUCUGGAUUUAUGGAAUUGGCAAAAAAGAAGAACCCUAGGCUAAUUGGUUCUCACUGCAUUAUUCACAGACAAGCUUUAGCUAGUCAGACUUUACCUGAACCUCUCAACGUCACAUUAAACUUAGCAAUUAAAAUAGUUAACCACAUCAAAACCAGCGCAUUAAACACUAUUCUCUUUCAGGCACUAUGUCAAGAACUGAAUAGUGAUCAGGAAACCCUCCUGUUUGACACAGAAGUCCGGUGGUUAUCCAAAGGAAAUAUGCUUGCAAGAUUCUUCAAUUUAAAGUCAGAAGUUGAAAUUUUGUUAAUGACUUCAAAACAAGAAGAUCUUCACAGAAGAUUUACAGAUGAUAAAAAUAUCUUUUACUUGGCUUAUUUGUCUGACUUUUUUGAGACACUUAUUGUCCUGAAUCUGCAGCUUCAAGGCCGUAAAAACCUCAAACACUUAUGAUGCAAUUAAGGGGUUUAUUGAAAAAAUAUCGCUUUGGCAACGCCGCCUUCACAGUUCCAAGCCAAACUUUUCCUCUUUUCCUAAACUGAACGACCUCCUCGAUGAUAUUCAAACCCUUCCACUACAUCUAGUUUCGGAUUUGAAAGACGUCAUAUCACGGCAUUUGGAAGAACUGAAAAAUCAAAUUCGAAAGUACUUUCCAGAUGUUAGCUCGGAAAACUGGGAAUUUAAGUUGACAAGAGAUCCUUUUCAUAUCGAAGUUGACAUUCUUCCAGUUAACCUUCAAGAGCAGGCAAUUGACCUAAAAUGUGACUCACAAGCAAAAGCAGAUUUUGCAAAUAUGGACUUGUAAGAAUUUUGGUUAACCUACUUUCCUGUUUACCCAGAAGUGGCUUUAGUAUAUGUGAAGUUAUUAGCCCAGUUUUCAUCCACAUAUCUUUGCGAGUCUGGUUUUUCUGCAUUGGCGUAUAUAAAAUCAAAAUACCGUUCAAGGCUGGACGUUGAAAGUGACUUGAGGUGUGCUCUGACACAGUUUCAACCCAAUAUCGAAAAACUUGUCAAGAACAGACAAUGCCAACCCUCUCAUUGAAAGUGCAAAAACACUCAUAUAAGACUUUCAACUUUAUAUUCGUAUUUGAUUUUUUGAUUAUUCUUUUUCUCAAAUAAAUAAACAAUAUUAAGUUUAAUGAGACAUCAAAUAAACUUUCGUAUUUAAAUAUAUCUGGAUUUUUAUUUUGCAUCCCAGCUUUUGCUAACGUAGAGUUAGCAUCGUCAGUUUCACAAUUUCACUGUUCUAACUUGAACCAACCAAUUAUUGACUGGAGGAGAGGCGUGAGCUAUCUUCAGUGUUCAAAAGGGGCGCCAUUGCUAAAAGGUUGAGAACCGCUGAUCUAACAAUUAACGAAUAUUUUCUUAUCUUAAUUUUUUUCGAAUCUGACUUAAAAUUAUAAUUUCCCAAGAUAGUUUAUUUCUUAAACUAAUAUCACAUUUUUAUAAUUAAUUGUGAAGACGAGAGAAAAUUGUGCACACAAAUUUUGUCGUCAUAUGAGGACGUUACUGCUACAUAUGGACGUCACCAGAUAUAUGAAAAAUUGGAUAUUUGGCAACAAUAAACCAUUGUGCAAGAGAAAUUGUUGAAAUAUAAAAUAUGUUCAGAAAUGGUUUUGGUAUUUAUGGAAUGGUAUUCAGUAUAGCAGAAUAGUAUUCAGAAGGUGUUCAGUACAGCAUAUCAAACUGAUGGAAAUACUCAAGAAAAUCGGUCCAAAUGAAAGAGAUACUCGAAUAAUGGCUAACUUGUCUUGGAACAGGCCACUUCAGCUCAAAUUGAUAGAACUACAUCAGAGAAGAUACGUAUUGUACGACAGGGUUGUGUACUGUCUCCCCUUAGGAGUGUUUGUCCAUGUAUUAAUAACAUAAAGAUACAUAUGCUAACGAUACUGUUUUGUUGAUAAACAGUGUAGAAGAUAUGCAGAUAAUAUUAGAUAUGAUUGCAAUCAAAAGCGCCAAAUUUGCCCUAAAAUUAAUGGUAAAAACUACAAAUUUUUACAUGAACAGUGGGACAACACUCAAGAGUAAUUGAGCGUGCAAGACGCGCCAAUUGAGCGUGCUGUCAGAACUUGAAAACAAUAUUAACAAGACGUGAUUUGCUACAAGUGCGCUUACUCUGAUGCUAGGUUUUCAGUAUUCCUUUAUAUGAUAUUAAAGCGUAGACCUUGACAGAUGCCAUAUAUAAAAGUACCGAGUAUGUGUUGAGUCAACUGCAUAGCGGUAUUUUUAAAAGGUGGGUCAAUAGUAAGAUAUUUUAGAUAACCAGCCCUGUGAUGUAUCACCAAAGUUAUUUUUGACGUUUUGCUUUAAAUUAAAAUAACUGACAGAGAACUGUCUCGAUAACUUAAAUUCCGGUUGGUGUAUCGCUCACCGUUGUGAGAUGAGUUAUUUCCCAGAAAUUAAAAAGGAAGUAUUGUUUUGUCUAACAAAGAGAACCUUAUGUAGAAAUAGUACGAGUUGGAACGAGAAAAAGAAUUAUGAGAAGGUAUACACCAUAAAAGUAGGUGGAAGUAGUAAAAUCCUUGGAUGUUUAUAAAUUUAAAAACAUCUUUAUUCUUGGAUCUCUCGAUUUGUCUUUUUUAUAAUUUUUCCACUUUUAAAAGUAUGCAAUAUUUUUAAAUUAGCUCUAUUUUUUAUUUAUAAUAUUGUUUUAAUUUUAUUAGUACCUACGUGUUUUUAAUUGCUAUUUUAGGUCUUCCUAUUUGAUAUUUUUGGUAUUUGAUAUUAAAUUUGUUUGAAUUCAAACUCUGUCAAUUCAAACGGAUUUGUUGAAUCUCGCCGCGUUCUUCGUUGAAUAUUCACUUCAUUUCUAAAAAAGUCAAAAGAUGAACCUAACCAUACAAACCCUACGUAACUACAAAGUUAUCUCAUAACUUAACGUAUAACGUUGCGUUAUAAAAUGACAGUUAAUGAGUUGAUACAUCAGAUAACCCAAGAAAUAACGCAAUUAAUUAAGUUAAAUAUGAUACAUCACACCAAUUCGACGAUUAUAACUUAACUACAGGAUAACUUUACGUUAUAUUUAACUGGAGUGAUACAUCACAGGGCUGAAUGUGUAAUGAACGUAGUCUUAUAAAAUUUAUAUUUCAAUUGCAAAGAUAAUUUUUAAAUACAUUUACAGCAGUAACACUUCAACGGUUUGUGUUGGUAGUAAUCGGUCACCAUUAUAAGGGCGCUCGCAAACACAGCCACUUGUGGUCGCCAUCGACAAGUAGCGAGAACCGGCCACCGCCAUAGCUUGUCGCUCGAAGUGACGACCGGGAUCGCAGUGUUACGCCGUGUCCAUGCGUGCAGUAGUGAUGUCGAAAAAGUAACUAUUCGUUACAAAGUACUCGUUACUUACGAAUACCGAAAGUAACGAUUACUAUACAGAGAGGCAAAUCGUUACUUUGAUUACUCUGAUUACUUCAUACAAACGUAUUAGAGCGAGUUAUAACAACUAUUGUAUCUACUUUGAUUACUCUGAUUACUUCGUUACUUCGUACCAAUCGUAUCAGAGCGAGUAACGACUAUUAUAUCUACUUUGAUUACUCUGAUUACUUCGUACCAAUCGUAACAGAGCGAGUAACUGCUUUUGUAUCUAUUUUGAUUACUCUGAUUACUUCGUACUUCGUGAAGGUCGUUAUACAAAAUACCUACUGAGUACCGGUACUCAAAUGCAAAAGUAAUCAUAGUAAUCGAAUCAUUUUUAUCCCUUAAGGCUAUGGGUACAUAAUUGGCAAAUAUUUUACAUGUAUCCCUACAUUUUCUGUCUUUACACGGCAAAUUACGUGUAGUUAAAUUCACACUGGUAUGGAUAUGUAAACAUUACUAGAAUGUCAUUCUACUUGAAAAUGUCAUCAUUAAUUUAAAGAGAUGGGUUUUGAAUGUUCUUGGAUAACUGUUAUUUUUAUAAUUGCAAAUUAUUAAUUCAGUUAAUAAAUGUGAUAAUUUUUUCACUAACUAUGUAUUCAGUGAUUGUAAUAAUUUAUUUGUACAACAAAGACUAAUACUCAAUCGAGAAAAGAGAAAAAGUGUUAAAGUGAUUUUUUAAUAAUAUAUUGUUAUGGAACGCUUACAAUUUUGAACAUCUUUAACAACAAAAUACUUGAAUCACAGAAUAUAUUAUCCUGAUACAGUACGUAAAUCGUACAGCUGGACAUAGGCAAUGUACAUUAAGUUGAGUGUGGCAACUGCGCCAAUCUGUGUUAGUUGAACCUUGUGUUCGACUUCGAGUUUCUGGUGCAAUAGAGUUGUUACAACGAAUAGAAUAAGUGAAUUUGUAAGUAAGAAUGUCCAUAAAUAACUCAAAAAUAAAGAUUAUGAUUAAUGAGUUAAUAAUUUUACUUUAAUUUUUAAAAUAUUUUUUAUUUAAAACUAAUUACAAAAUUAAACAGACACAGUUUUCUCAUUUCCUCAGGCCAAAAAUAUAGUUACUAUAUCGUCAUGUUUUGACGUUUAUUUGUGUCAGUUGAAAUGAAUAUAAACGAGGAUUGUGACUUCACGAACGGCGGUAUUUGUCUGUCAUAAGGGAUCAAAGUCAAAAGUGUCCUAAGUGGCUACCUUAGUAUUUUGAGGAUACUUUGACCUGUGACCUGUGAUCGGUCACAAUUCUUUGAGUAAAGUAAACUUCUCCUUUACAAACAUAUCUAGCCGUUUUCACACCACUUGAGGUAAGCUAGCCAGUGCGUUGAUAUUUUCUAUUGUGGAAAGAUCGUCCCCAAUAGGCCUACAGGAAAACACGCCUAUUUUUUUUUUAAACUCUAUGUAGAAUUUUCUUUCAUGAAAAAGACGCUAUUACGUGUGAAUCGAGGGAGGUAAUUCUGCUACGUAAGUCUACGUAAAUAAUUUAAAGUUAUUAGGUAGUUUUUGUUGCUACGUAACGUAACGCAUCUCCGUAUACGUAAAGCCACUAACGUGUCGUAGAGGAUGAACGUUAAAAUAGGUAGUUUUUGUGACUGCCUCAACGUAACGUAAAGCAAAUCGUAAAGUAAUUUUUAAAUUCCGUUGACAUUAAAAAAAUAAAUUGUGUUCACACAAUAUACAAU